UUUAUACUUCACUCCGCCCCAAUUUGUUUCCUUCUUUCUCCUCCUCCUUUGUUUCUGUAGCAAAACAAUGGCAAAGAGUUUAGCCAUAGCAUCCCUCCAAAUUCUGAGCCUGCUUUUACUAGCAAGCUUGGGACAAUCAAAGACAGUGUUCACAAAUUUGACGGUGUACGACCAUGAAUUUCGAAGUGGAGAUGGCCAGAGCGUUUUCCCAGUUGCAGGUCUUCCCAACGCAACCUGGGGCUUUAACCAAUUUGGAACUGUUUUUGUCGUUGAUAAUACCUUGACCCAAAGCGUUUCGUUCAAAUCCGCACUAGUGGGUCGUUCGCAAGGCAUUGCUGCAGUAGCAUCCCUUGAUAGCACCAACAUAGAGCUUGUGAUAACUUUUCUGUUCACUAAUGGAAAGUACAGUGGUAGCACUGUGGAAAUGAAAGGAAUUUUCGUACAGUCUAUGGGCAUCAAUGAACUUGCAAUUUUAGGAGGAACCAAACAAUUCCGGUGUGCAACAGGGUAUGCUACCUUGGAGCCGGUCAGCGUAAUAGGAGAUUAUAUUACUUUUAGGGCGAAUCUCUACAUUAGACAGGACAUACCUGAUGACUACCCUGGUAUUGCUCUUCAUUAAUAAAUGAUAUAUUUACAUAUGUCAGCUUCCUCUGGAGACCAGUCACCCAAUAGGAGAUUAUACCCCGUUGCAGUCACGCAAUGAAAUGCUACUCAUUGCCUCUGGAGACUUAAAUAGAAUGAUGGUGAAGGAAUCAAAUUAAAAAAGGAUGAAUUAUACUUUAUCCUCCUAUAAUUAAAUAUUUUUUCCAAUAAUUCUCUUCUUAUUUCAAAAGUUAUAGCAUUAAUUGCGAUAUGUUCCCCUCAAUUAUGAUCUAUUUGCAUUUAGCAUCUUAAACUA
This is a messenger RNA of Coffea arabica (coffee), 898 nucleotides long. RefSeq names its product dirigent protein 11-like. Lineage: Eukaryota; Viridiplantae; Streptophyta; Magnoliopsida; Gentianales; Rubiaceae. The record is from RefSeq and is a predicted model, not a curated record.